Adineta ricciae is the source of this 2466-nucleotide messenger RNA. The record is from the annotation of a GenBank genome assembly. NCBI's taxonomy places the organism in Eukaryota, Metazoa, Rotifera, Eurotatoria, Adinetida, Adinetidae.
AUGCAUCAGUUAGGACACCAAGAAAAAGCAGCACUUCUUCUUGCUGCCGACGAUGAUGACGACGACGUCGACGAACAGACUCAUCACGACGUGACCACUUCAUCAUCAACACAUAUCAACGACCGUUUUCCCGUUGUCACCAAGCGACCACGAACCUAUCAUCGUCAUCAAUCAGUCGCUCCACAACCGAUCCUCUGUUUCUUCUUUAUCCUCGCAGCUUUUCUCCUCGGAUCGGCAAGUACUGUUGUCAUCAUGCUCUAUCGAAUGUCUCAGGAAGCUGAACGUACUCGACUAACGACCCCAGACAUCAAUCCACAACGUUUCAAUGUUGACCUGUCCAUCCAAACAAAGCUGUCCGAAUCUCUCACGACGAGUAACUUUGUAAAUAUGAGUUCCGUCGAUAGUGAAGAUAAUGCUGCAAACAAGCUGUUCGAGACGUGGCAAUCGCUGUCACCAUCACUGGAUCGUGUGAAUAAGUUUUCUUACGACGUCAUGCUCUCCAAAUAUGUAGAAUCGUCUGCGUGGAAUGGAAUCCAACUACUCGAUGGCCAAAACAAUACAGAACUUCUGAAGAUUGAUCGCCUGUCAACGAAUGAACUCAUCUCAUUUUCGUCGUUAGUGAAGUCGGGAACAGUUGAUGGGAAAUUCGUGUACUAUGUGAACUACGGACGACAAGAAGACUUCGCUCAUCUCUUUAGGAGCGGUAUUUGGGCCUCCCAACGAGCACAAUCAAUUAUUUUUAUGCGUCGACGAUCGUCGGUCAUUUCUCAGACUGAACAGAUUUAUCAAGCCAUCUAUCAUGGCUUUGGUGGCUUAGUUCUCUUCGAUGACAAUGUUAAUCAAUUACCAGCAGCAUCAAAUGGCCGGAACACCUUUUAUAACGAAUGGAGACAACAGUUCGAAACUAAAAGUGGUGAUGAUUUUCUCUACAACAGACUGAAGAAUACCGACCAUUCGAUAUGCGUGUUGACUCUUUCGUACGAUGACGUUCAACGUAUCUUCGGAUCUCUUCAGCCCGAUUCCAAUCAGUGGUCAACUCCUCCACUCGAAUGGCACAAUCAAUCCACACUGAUGAAGAUCGGCGGACCGCUCACAACUAUCAAACUCAGACUCGUUGUCAACGUGGAACAAGUCAAAGUCGAGCUCCCAGUCGUCAUGAGUUCGAUUCGUGGUUCGAUCGAUCCAGAACACUUUGUCAUGAUCGGACAUCAACUCAACUCAGCUCAGCAAAAUCACAUUGUCAAUCAGAUCGUUCAAACUUAUGUCAAUCAGAUGAAAAGUGGAUGGAAACCAAAACGAUCGAUUUUAUUCUGUGGUUGGUCUGGAUUGAGUUAUGAUCGAUAUACAGUCCGUCGAUGGAUUUCGGAGAAUUCUCUGUUGAUUGAUCGACAUAUGAUUGCUUACCUCGAUCUGGGUAAUAAUAUCACUGGUAAUUCGAUUCUGAAUCUACAUGGAUCACCAUUGUUGGAACAGAUAGCAUUUCGUGCUGCUAAUUAUGUUAUAAGUCCUCUCGAACAUAAUCAAACAUGUCAUCAGCGAUCGAUGACGACAACGAUGGCGAAUGAAGAGAAUCAUCACCAUGAUCACAGUCGAAGACGACGACGACGACAAGAUGGGGAUGAUCAUGGUCAUGAACAUGAAAUGAAACGAAAACAAGUAGAAGAAGAGAAAUGUGAACGAUAUAAAUUGUUGGAUGAAUGGAUAAAAGCAAAUCGAAAUCGAAGUUUAGGAAUUGUACAAAGUAUUGAUGUUGAAUCAUCAGCAUCAAUAUUUUUCCUGGAAUAUGGAAUUCCAUCAAUUGUAAUCGAAAUGACAAAUGAAAAGGGUUUAUCAAGUGAUACAUUUUAUGUUCGUCAUGAACGACCUCUAUUUUCAUCUGAAAAUAUUCAACCUGAGGUGUUUGUUGCGUAUACACAAUUCAUUAUCGAAUUCAUUCGACAGUUGGUCGAUGAACCACUGAUUUCAUUCAAUUUAACGAAUUAUGCUGAUCAACUUGAUAAAUUAGUACCGGAAUUUGUUGAACAUCAUAAGAGAGGAUAUGAAUCUGUCGCUUAUCACGUUGGUGAAUCAAAAGAGUUUACGAACAUCUUGAAUGAAUUGAUAAAAUCUAUUCGACAAGUUCAAUUACAUAUUGAUCAAACGUCGAAAACUGAUUAUUUUCUAUUACAACUUCUAAAUGAACAACUCAUUGAAUUCGAACGUUUAUUUAUCAGCAAAGAUCAACUUUAUGGAAUGAAUUCCGAAAAGAAAAUCUUCAAACAUGUUUUAUUUGGUCCAGUGAUUGGACUAACGAAUACAAUUGUUCCAUUUCCAUUAUUAUCGAAUAUUCUUUAUGGAUUACCAGGUGAUCCACCUACUGAACUAUGUGAUGCUUCACGAUUUUAUUGGUUGAAAUUAAAGGAUCAUAUUUUACUUGUGAAUCGAACAAUAAAUGGAUUUGAUGGACUUUUAACAAAGAGCAAAUGA